Messenger RNA from Cercospora beticola, 761 nucleotides. Its product is annotated as DUF952 domain-containing protein. Lineage: Eukaryota; Fungi; Ascomycota; Dothideomycetes; Mycosphaerellales; Mycosphaerellaceae. The record is from RefSeq and is a predicted model, not a curated record.
CCACAGACCAGAAUCUGGAAUCCUUCACAUAUUGUAUUCACACAAAAUUCGACCUGCUCUCGCAAACAUGUCUUCACCCAACAACUCCAAAACCUACUUCUACAAAAUCCUCGAUUCCGCUCCACCAUCUCCCCUCCCGGAAACUCUUCCCGCCACUCCUCUUGAUGUCAAGGAUAACUUCAUUCAUCUAAGCACCGCCACCCAAAUCCCCAUCACCGCCGACUUGUUCUUCUCCUCACACACCAAACUCUGGCUUCUCAAAUUGCGAAUCGCAGAUUUGGAUGGUGAGAUUAGAUAUGUUGAAGGCUUGCCAGAAUGUCCGCAUGUGCAUGAUAGUCAGAAGGGGCUAGGGAAGGGGAAUGUGGAAGAGGUCAUUUUGGUGGAGAGGAACGAGGGGGAGAAGUGGGGGGAUGUGCGAAGUUUGAAGAAGUUGGAGAGUUGAGCUACGGGAACGUGGGAGUGAGGUUUUCAGCUAGAUCUUGCAUUGUGGAGUGGAUGAGUGCCUGUUGACGUUCUGAUGAGCGAGUGAUGAGCGAUGAGAGUUGGCUUCAACGCCAGCUUGUAAGCAAGAAUUUUGUUUGCGAUAUAUUUUCAGCAUAGGCUGAUACAGUCAACAAGCAGGUGCAAUACAUGUAGAACUGCGAGUUUGAUGCGCCAAACGAUGUACUCAAUCCUGUCAGCGACACUUAUCUACAGCGCUGUAAAUCCCACCCCAUCAAAAGUCAUCAUGUCACCGAAAAUAUCAUCAAAAUUGACAUCGU